Molecule: messenger RNA, 1154 nt
Organism: Oryza sativa Japonica Group (Japanese rice)
Lineage: Eukaryota; Viridiplantae; Streptophyta; Magnoliopsida; Poales; Poaceae
Source: RefSeq, a predicted model, not a curated record
AAACCCCUCGACACUUUUUUUUUUUUUGUCGCCGAGUAUUCGUCGUCCCCGACGACCACGAAAAACCGCUAGGAAAACAUAUUUGGGUUUCUUGAUCCAUCCGAUUCCCGAUCCCACCACCACCCGCCGCUUUAAUACCCUCCUGCCCAUCCACCCCUCUUCCCGGCCCCUCGCCGCGCCAUUAGCGGAAGGUUUUGCUUUGCGUCAUCCAGGAUGGGCAAUCUGAUCUCGUCGGGCGCGGUGGUGGGCGCGAGCGGCGGAGGGAAGGUGGUGAUGGCGGACGGGAGCGUGCGGGCGCUCAGCGAGCCGGUGUCGGUGGCGGAGCUGAUGAUGGACCACCCGCGCCACUUCGUCAUCGACGCGCGCGACCUGCAGCAGCAGCGGCGGCACAAGGGGAAAGCUGGGGCUCCUCCUCCUCCAGGGGGCAAGGUCGCGCCGCUGCCGGCCGACCACGUGCUGGGCGCCGGCGGGGUGUACGUCCUGCUGCCGGCCACCACCCGCGGCAAGGUGUCGGCCGAGGAGGCGCGCCGCGCGCUGACGGCGUCCCGGUCGCUCGAGCGGUCGCGGUCAAUGCCGGGCCGGCUGAGGAGGAAGCUGUCGUCCAAGAAGAUGACCCAGGAGGCUGACAACGACGGCAAUGCGUCCGAGAACCACGCGGCGGCGGCGGAGGCGGAGAGGAGGGAGGAGACGGCGGCGGCGGCGAGGCCGCCGCCGGCGGACGGGUUCGAGGAGCACCGGCCGGAGUUCCUGAGCAGGGAGCUGUCGAGCAGAGGGUGGAAGCCGAGCCUGAUCACCAUCGAGGAGCGCGUAGCGCCGAAGAAGGUGUCCCAUUGGCUCUUCUGAGUUCUGACCUCGUCGCCGACGACGACGAGAUCAACAGGAAGCUUCUUAAUUUGACUUGUCAUCUAAUCUCUCUUUCUUCUCUUUUUCUUCUUUCUUGCUGAUCCUCUGCUGAAUGCUUGUCAAUUGUCAUCAUCUAGUCCGUCAAAAUGCAUGCACUGAUGUACGCAUAAUGGCAUGUUGUAAUGAGAUAGCACAAAUGAAAUGUGCACUGUAAUUACAAACUUUAAUUAGUAGGUGUUUGGAGGCUGCGUCUGAAAAUAGCUCAAAUUGAACUGGAUAAACCUCUCUGUAUCCAUAUUCUCUUCUUUCUC